This is a messenger RNA of Trachemys scripta elegans, 10940 nucleotides long. It is a transcript of the gene ERC1, whose product is annotated as ELKS/RAB6-interacting/CAST family member 1. NCBI's taxonomy places the organism in Eukaryota, Metazoa, Chordata, Testudines, Emydidae. The transcript is spliced from 22 exons. The coding region runs from base 315 to 3770 and encodes 1151 amino acids. The record is from RefSeq and is a predicted model, not a curated record. Gene Ontology annotation, molecular function: structural constituent of presynaptic active zone. Gene Ontology annotation, biological process: regulation of synaptic plasticity; maintenance of presynaptic active zone structure; neuromuscular synaptic transmission. Gene Ontology annotation, cellular component: cytoskeleton of presynaptic active zone.
GAGCCGGGGGCGCGGGAGGGAGCCGAGCGUGAGGGAGAAGCGAGCGGGGAGGAGCCGAGUCGGAGUCUGCCUGGUGUCGCUGCCCCCUUGCUCCCCCCUCCGUCGCUGACAGGCAGCAGCCGGAGCCACCGGGCGGGCGGGCAGCAGGUAUGAUCUCAAACACCAUGAGUACGUGACUUCAGAAAUGGACAACUGGAUCUAUUAUAAAUUGUGAUUGGCCUUAAGCUGACUUGCAACCAUAAGAAAACCUCACAGUAUCUCUAUCUCAUUCCUGCUUGAUACCUAUAUAGUCACCUCACGCCACCACUUCAAUCAUGUAUGGAAGUGCUCGGUCAGUUGGUAAGGUUGAACCAAGCAACCAGAGUCCUGGGCGUUCACCAAGGUUGCCAAGAUCACCGCGCUUGGGUCAUCGUCGAACCAACAGCACAGGUGGGAGCUCUGGAAGCAGUGCUGGGGGUGGGAGUGGGAAAACGCUUUCCAUGGAAAAUAUUCAAUCCUUAAAUGCUGCCUAUGCCACAUCUGGCCCUAUGUAUCUAAGUGACCAUGAGAACGUGGGUGCUGACACCCCUAAAAGCACCAUGACUCUUGGCCGAUCCGGGGGGCGGCUGCCUUAUGGUGUUAGGAUGACUGCUAUGGGUAGCAGCCCCAAUAUUGCCAGUAGUGGGGUUGCCAGUGAUACUAUUGCAUUUGGAGACCACCACCUCCCUCCAGUGAGCAUGGCAUCCACUGUGCCUCACUCACUGCGCCAAGCCAGGGAUAACACUAUAAUGGAUCUGCAGACACAGCUCAAAGAGGUGCUACGAGAAAAUGAUUUGUUGCGCAAGGAUGUAGAGGUGAAAGAAAGCAAGCUGAGCUCCUCCAUGAACAGCAUCAAGACCUUCUGGAGUCCCGAGCUAAAGAAGGAGAGAGCCUUGAGAAAAGAUGAAGCUUCCAAAAUCACCAUUUGGAAGGAGCAGUAUAGAGUGGUGCAGGAAGAAAACCAGCACAUGCAGAUGACGAUCCAGGCUCUCCAGGAUGAGCUUCGGAUCCAGCGGGACCUGAACCAGCUGUUCCAGCAGGACAGCAGCAGUAGACCCAGUGAACCAUUUGUGGCAGAGCUGACAGAGGAGAACUUCCAACGGCUUCAUGCAGAGCAUGAGCGCCAGGCCAAGGAACUUUUCCUGCUGCGCAAAACCUUAGAAGAGAUGGAAUUGCGCAUUGAGACUCAGAAGCAGACCUUAAAUGCCCGUGAUGAGUCCAUCAAAAAGCUGCUGGAGAUGUUGCAGAGUAAAGGACUGUCUUCAAAAGCCACAGAGGAGGAUCAUGAGCGGACAAGACGGUUGGCUGAAGCAGAGAUGCAUGUCCACCACCUGGAGAGCCUGCUGGAACAGAAGGAGAAGGAAAACAAUAUGCUGAGAGAGGAGAUGCAUCGUCGGUUUGAAAAUGCCCCUGACUCAGCCAAGACAAAAGCUCUACAAACUGUUAUUGAAAUGAAGGACUCAAAAAUCUCCUCCAUGGAACGUGGCCUCCGUGACUUGGAAGAGGAGAUUCAGAUGCUGAAGUCAAAUGGAGCUCUAAGCACAGAAGAGCGUGAGGAGGAAAUGAAGCAAAUGGAGGUGUACCGUAGUCAUUCCAAAUUCAUGAAAAACAAGGUAGAGCAACUGAAGGAAGAGCUAAGUGCCAAAGAGGCUCAAGGGGAGGAGCUGAAAAAAAGAGUGGCUGGUCUCCAGGCCGAGAUUGGUCAGGUGAAACAGGAGCUGUCACGCAAGGACACUGAGCUGCUGGCCUUGCAGACAAAACUGGAGACACUCACAAACCAGUUCUCUGACAGCAAGCAGCAUAUCGAGGUGCUGAAAGAAUCCCUUACAGCUAAAGAACAGAGAGCUGCCAUCCUGCAGACAGAGGUGGAUGCACUACGAUUACGUCUGGAGGAAAAAGAGACCAUGCUGAAUAAGAAGACAAAGCAGAUCCAGGAGAUAGCCGAGGAGAAAGGGACUCAAGCAGGAGAAAUACAUGACCUCAAGGACAUGCUGGAUGUAAAAGAACGCAAGGUCAACGUUCUUCAGAAGAAGAUUGAAAAUCUCCAGGAACAGUUAAGAGACAAGGAAAAACAGAUGAGCAGUUUGAAGGAUCGAGUAAAAUCCCUGCAGGCUGACACCACCAACACUGACACUGCCUUGACCACACUGGAAGAAGCACUUGCAGAGAAAGAGCGAACUAUUGAGCGCCUGAAGGAGCAACGGGACAGGGACGAGCGAGAAAAACAAGAGGAGAUUGACAACUAUAAAAAAGACCUUAAGGACCUGAAAGAAAAAGUCAGCCUUUUGCAAGGAGAUCUCUCUGAGAAAGAGGCUUCCCUGUUGGAUUUGAAGGAACAUGCCUCAUCGCUGGCUUCUUCAGGACUGAAGAAGGAUUCCAGGCUCAAGACACUGGAAAUUGCAUUGGAGCAGAAGAAGGAGGAGUGUCUGAAAAUGGAAACUCAGCUGAAGAAGCAUCCUGAAGUUUUAUUGAGCCAUCCAUCCAAGCCAGCUCAUGAAGCUACACUGGAGGCCAAGGCCAGCCCAGAGCUGAAUGACCGAUUCCAGCAGCUGGAGCGGGAGGUGGCACUGUACCAGGAAGACACCAGUAAGGCUCAAGCUGAAGUGGAUCGUCUUCUGGAAAUCCUGAAGGAGAUGGAAAAUGAAAAGAAUGAUAAAGAUAAAAAGAUAGCAGAACUUGAGAGCCUCACCUCAAGGCAAGUCAAAGACCAAAAUAAGAAGGUAGCAAACCUGAAGCACAAAGAGCAAGUGGAGAAAAAGAAGAGUGCACAGAUGCUAGAAGAGGCCAGACGGAGGGAGGACAAUCUCAAUGACAGCUCCCAACAGCUUCAGGAUAACCUGCGUAAAAAGGAUGAUCGGAUUGAAGAAUUGGAAGAGGCGCUGAGAGAGAGUGUGCAGAUAACUGCAGAGCGGGAAAUGGUGCUAGCACAAGAGGAAUCAGCCAGGACUAAUGCUGAGAAACAGCUAUUAAAUGAAACAGUGCAUAAGGCCAACCAUUUUGGCUUUAAAUGGCUCAAGGUAGAGGAGUUGAUGAUGGCUAUGGAGAAAGUGAAGCAAGAACUGGAGUCCAUGAAAGCAAAGCUGUCCUCUACCCAGCAGUCUUUAGCUGAGAAGGAGACCCAUUUAACCAACCUACGAGCAGAGAGGAGGAAACAUUUGGAGGAGGUUCUGGAGAUGAAACAAGAAGCUCUUCUAGCUGCCAUCAGUGAAAAAGAUGCCAACAUUGCUCUGCUAGAGCUUUCAUCCUCUAAGAAGAAGACCCAAGAUGAAGUGGCUGCACUGAAGCGAGAGAAGGACCGCCUGGUGCAACAGCUCAAGCAACAGACUCAGAAUCGCAUGAAGUUGAUGGCAGAUAACUAUGAGGAUGACCACCUCAAAUCCUCAUCCCAUUCCAACCAAACUAACCACAAACCCUCUCCAGACCAGAUAAUUCAGCCCCUUUUAGAACUUGACCAGAAUCGCAGCAAAUUGAAGUUGUACAUUGGACACCUGACAGCCCUCUGCCAUGACCGUGACCCCCUGAUUUUGCGUGGACUCACCCCACCUGCUUCCUACCACCUGGAUGAUGACCGGGCAGCUUGGGAGAAAGAGCUGCAGAAGAUGACCCAGGAACAGCUUCAUGGUGAGUUAGAAAAGGGUGAGAGGGACAGUGCUGAGCUGCAGGAGUUUGCCAAUGCCAUCCUACAGCAGAUAGCAGAUCACUGCCCUGACAUUCUGGAGCAAGUCGUCAACGCACUUGAGGAGUCGUCAUGACCUCAGCUGCUAGCCCGAACAGAGCAGCACACCCAGUGACCAAGCCCAGUCUGUCCAAGAAGUCAUUAGAAUGGAAAGAAUUGUGAAAGAAGGACAAGGGAACAGGAAAUUUUGGUGCACCUUUUACAAAGAAAGAAAGGAAAACUUUAUAAAUUACAUGCUAUCUUGGUUCUUCCAGUCUAUGCUUACUGAAUCGUGUCUGCAUUCAUCCUCUCACUGCCUUUCUAUUUUGGUAUCUGCCUCCCAGCUAACUUUCUCUUGUUGGUAUUGAGGCUUUUGGAUACAUCUAAGCAGAGACUUGCUGAAUCCGGUCAACAAAGAAGAGGGCUUUUGGACAUGAGUGGCUAUGAUUUUUUCUUGAGGUAGUGAAUGGGGGAGCGCUUGUCUUUUGUUGCUGUUUUUUUUCCCAUACAAACUGAAAGCCUGAAUUUCUUAAUAAUAAAACUGAGAACACUGAUCAAGGCUCAGAGCUGGUCAGCAUCAGCUAGCUAUCUCAGGAUUUGCUGUCUGUCUCUAAAUUAGUGACUUCUUAUGGAAAGUUUCCUUAUGUGGUCCUACUGGUCACUUCCAUGCAGUAACUGUGGGACAAGAUAGGCAUAUGGGUGAUUUCUGAUUGGUGAUUUCUGUUUAUUUUGCCUCACUUUUGUUGUUCAUUGGCUCUGAAGUACUGAUAAUGGCUUUUUUCAGAAGAAUGUUUUCUUUAGUUGUCUUUCUUGGUCUGUCCUAGUUAUUUUGCAUCAUAGUGUACCUCAUCUGUAUCUUGUAAAUUCUUGUUUACAGAGAGCUUCCUUCCUUCAAACAGGCUCUGGGCAGCAGGGCAGCUCCUGGACUUGACUUUUCUCUCUUACUAUUGAUAAUUUUUCAGGCAGUAGCUUUUGUGAAUUCUAAUUGCCAGGAGACAAGUCCUACACAUUGUCUACAUGAGAAAGUUGCAACAGUUUGACUAAAAGUAUGAUUUUUUUUAAACCAAUUUAGGUAAACUGGUAGAACAGGCUGUGUGAACGCUCUUACUUCAAUUUAAAUCAAGUUUAUUUUGAUUUAUCUCAAGAAUCUAUGGAAGCUAAACUGAAAUAAGCCAUUCUUAAAUCAAAAUAGGAGUAUCUACACCAGUGGUUCUCAAACUUCUGUACUGGUGACCCCUUUCACAUAGCAAGCCUCUGAGUCCGGGCCCUCCCCCCCCCCCUUAUAAAUUAAAAACACUUUUUAAUAUAUUUAACACCAUUAUAAAUGCUGGAGGCAAAGUGGAGUUUGGGGGUGGAGGCUGACAGCUCAUGACCCCCUGAUGGGUCCCAACCCCCAGUUUGAGAACUCCUGAUGUACACUAUGCUUUCCAGUGGUUUAAGUAAUUUGGUUUAAAAUCAUACCAUUAGUUCAACCAUUGCAACUUUUGUAUGUAGAUGAGGCCUUAUCAUAGGUCCAUCCACCCCUCACCUUACUAAAUCCCCUGCUGCUAAGUGAUGUGAUCUCACAUAGCUGAUCUGCUUGUCAUUCUAUUAGCAAAUCAGAAUCUUCAUCAUGGCUAGGACUCUGAAUGUUCUUUCAUGCACUUUUCACUGAUGUUGAAGACAUGGUUUUGUUGCAAGAGCACCUGUGAAUAUUCACAGGACAGAACUUUUUGGCAUCACCCUACAUGCCCCUUAAAGGAAUUAUCCCCUUUUGAAUUUUUGGUGCUCUCAUAUUCCAGGUUAAGAAAACAGAGUUUUGUUACAUUAAAGAAGAGGGUGGAAAGAUUUGAAAACCAGUAUCAUAGUGGAGAGAGUGCUGGCUCUUCACCUGCUUUCCCAGCAGGUCUGCAUCAAUAGUCAAUGUCUUGACUCCUGGUUCCUCGGCUCUAGCUCUGACUGAUCUUUCAAAGUCUAGAAAUAUCUGAUAUUAAAUGUCCGUAAUCCAAGCCUUUAGGGCAGACUCUCAGUAGACCUUUCACCAUUUGGAGCCUGCAGUGUAAUUUCCUCUCCCUCGCAUGAAAUUCUGAACCCACAUCACAGAGCCCAUUCACUGCCCAAAAUGCUGUAGUCCCAGUCAGCUAACCCAUUUCCUUGUCUUUCAAGUCUGCAGAACAGUUUCCUCCACCUCUUUUUCCAUUUUUGGGUUGACUAACCCCUCUGGAUAUGAAGAUGAUUGGCAAAAACUUGAGAGUCUACACUCACCCUGCGCUUAUCUGAAAAUAGUACUGAAAGUCAAAGCAAGAAAAGGUUUUUCACUGGCAUUCCCAUAAAAUAUAAUGAAUAGUUUUAAAGUAAACCAUGUCUAAGCUCAUUCUACCUUUCUCAUUAUGAAAGGACGUAGUGGGUCAUCCAUUGCCAACAGCCAACCACCUAAAGGAAUUCAAUCUUCUCCUCUCAUUGGUAUAAAAGGGAACAUUUUAGGGGGAACUGGAUAAAUAAUAGUGUCCCCUCCUGAGUUUCCUAAGAUGUUCACAUUUAUUUGUUUUGAGCCUUUGUUGCUUUGCAAAUCAGGAAAUACAGCUUUAGUUCUCAUUGCAGUGAUAGGCAGUGUCUGAUGCUUUUUUGUCCCUGAACGGGAAAGGAAUGGGAACCUGACUGUUUGCAGGGUGAAACAGCAUGUACCGGAAGGCAUAUAGACAGUGACUGUACAUACCACUGAGCCAUGCCUCAUACCAGAGCCGCUCCUUUGGCCUUAUUAUUUGAGUCAGCACGUUUUGAUAGAAACUGUUUUGAAAUCCUUCCUCUUGCUUUCUCUUCAUCACCCAUAAUUACUCACUUUAGGAAUUUAAUGCUGCCUAUAAAACCAUCACAGCCAUCAUCGUAGCAUCUUCCCACCACCACCGCUUCCUGACUGUCCCAUUAGCUUAUAUGGUCAAAUCUCCAGCUGUCCUUGUUCCCUGCUGUAAAAUAAUCCUCUUUCUGUGAGAAGCUGUGGAAUUUUCCUUAUCGAUGGUUCAAAUGACUCCUACUCGUAAACCUCUUACUGAGAUGCUCCUUGAUAGUGUUUCUGUGUAGUGGAGGGGAGUGAAUAGUGGUCAUUUGUGGCUAUUACUUCAGUUCCCUUUUUUAUUGCACUGCCCAUAAAUCACAAGAAACCCCCGAUUUUCAAUGCUGGGAUUUCUAGGGUCUUUAACUCAGCUGCCACCAUGUGGCUGCCCUUCUGUACAACUGGAACUGCCUCAACAAAGGCAUGUCAGUCUCAUGACAGUGGGUGCAAAGUUUGUGCAGUGAAAGCCACGUAAAUCCUACUGUUUGCACUCUACACUGCUCCCAGCAUGUUCUUUGGAGGGAUUUGUCAAGCAGGGAUAAUUCUCACUUUGGGUUUUUAUCUUCAAGCAACACAUUUGCUGUUUUUCUCCAUCUGAAAUAUUGUGCCUUGCUGCAUUUCCUUCCAUUACCUACUGUUGUCUUGUUGGGCUCCUAGCCCUGCCACUGUGAACCUUGAUCUAAGUCCUCAGUAAAGUGAGUGAGCCAGAUCUUGUCUGGGAACGGACUUGAUCUGACUUGAUCUCUAGUGAACUGUUACAGAUAAUCUCCUUUAUCCUGCUUAGAUAGAGAUCAUAUCAUGCUGAAUAGCCCUGGGAGCUGCUUGAUUCAGGGCGAGAUGGCUGGCCAUUAAUUCUGAACAUGACCCGUCUCAACAUUUUUUCUUUUAUGGAGUGCCGUGCCAUUAGCCUUAGGGUAACUCAUGGAUUUAGGUGACGUAGGAUCAAUCAUGAGAUGGCAUAUCAUGCACAUGUGGGGGGGAUGAUGUCCCCGCAUGCACGUGUGCAGUCACCCCGUUGCUCAACCUAUCAAAGCUCUUUUAAACUUGUAUUUCCCCAUCUCAACUUCCAGGGAGACCAAGCCAGUUACUCAGGAAAUACAGCUCUAUAAUGCAGUAGUAUUCCUGGCAAAUUCAUGUGCCCUUUCUGUUUUCCUGCCCCAGAGUCCAGUUUCCAAGGACAACCUUACAAAAAGAAGCUGCGGAAUCUCACUUAUUCUUGUCACAUUAAUGGAGUUCUGCUUGCUAUAAAAUUAUGAUGGGGUUUUAUUGGUUUAAUUAUUUUUUUCUUUCAAGCUAUUCAAGUGCUUAUUUGCAGAGAAGCUGAGAGGUUUAAGAACUGGAGAAACUCUCCAUAAUAGAAUAAACAGGAUAUGUCACCAGGGUUUGAGUGUAGAUACGAGUGGAGCUCCUCAAACCCCACCUAGUCAUGAUCAUCAAGAAUCCAAGAUCGUUUCCUUUGCACCAAAUGUGGUUUAAAAACACUAAUGAAACUGACACUGCAACACUAGAAUUGCAAAAACAGUGACACUAUUUGUGAUUGGAGGAAGAAUUGAUGAGCUACAUGCCAGGUGAAACUCUAGACUUGUGAUAUUGUCUCUUAUGUGGACUACCUUUGGCUAGAUCUUCCCCUAAGAAAUGCCAAACCCUUUUUGAAAAAUCCAAACUUCAGCUAAUCCCUGGGGGUGGAGGAUGAAGGUUGUGAGAUACAAGAAUCUGUAUGUGCCGUUUCCAGGUGUACUUCUGGACUAAUACUUCCUCUAGCAAUUUUUUGAUACUGUGUGUCUCCUAUUAUUUUAUACCAGGGAAAAAUUGAGACCUCUCUUCAGAGGAGUGCUAAUGUCAUAGACCCCCCGCCUCACACACCCUGUUUUCUAAACCCAGUGGUAUCUGUUUUUCCUCACCCUUAUAGCUCCCACCCGUAGCUGCUGCUAAUGUUUGUGUUAGGAAAUUCUCAUAUCUGAUAAAGGGUAAAUGGAGCAGCCCCCACACAUCCCAUUGUCAAUCACUGCCAUGAGGGUUUCCUUACAAAGGGUGGUGGGAUAAAGAAUCCUCUGAUUCCAAUAUAAAGCAAAAGUUCUGUUACAUCACCAAUGUCCAUACUCCACAAGGACUUCAUUAAACUAAAAAGGAAAGUAGUACAAUCAAGAUGUCUGGGAUUAAAAAGAAGCCCCUACUCAACUGAGCAUCUGCACUGACCCAGACAGCGGAAACAGAAGGCUCUGGAUAAAUAACACUGCCCAGUGAAGCUAGUGGGGUGGGAGGAUCAGGCAAAGAACAAUUUUUGGACUGUGCUGAACUGACAAGAUAAACUCUUUGCCAAUCACAUGGUCAUGGCAGAGAAUGUGUGUCAAGUUUUUAAAACAAAAUAAUGUUUUUAAUGGGGCUUUUUUCCAUGCAAGAAGAGGAAACCCUAUGCUACAACAGAUCCUUCUGAACAAAAUGGCUGUCUGCAAUUUUUUAAAAAAAUAAAAAAGAAAACUGUUUCAAAAGUUUUUAGUGUCAAAUGCAUAAACACAAGAAUCCUGACUUUAUCCAGUGUGUGUGGCGAGUGCUGUAAUCCUAUCAUCGGUAUUUUCCCUGACUUUUUCAGGGUAUUUUUUCCUGUUUUGUUUUCUGCUUGUCAAUAUUGUCUGUGUGGUCCUUUGGCUCAGACAGUUACCAACAGUGUGUGUCUGUUGUCAGAUUUAAAAAAAAAAGCGAUAGUAGUAGAACUGAAAAUGAUGUGUGUUUAAAAAUAUAAUAAUAAAUGUAAAUAAAAGGAAUUCAAGUUAUGACACAGCAAAGCUCUGACUCCUCCUCCUGGGUUUGUAAGGAAAAGGAUUUGUGGACUCAUGAUUAUAAUCAAUUGCCUUUAACAGGCUAGUAAUAGCAAAACUAGUUUGGCCUCUUAGGAAAUAACCCCAUACUGUAUGUUCCCUCUCCCCCUGUUUUACACUGUACAUAGUAACCACCGAGUAUAGAAAUGGGAGGGGGAAAUAGUAUUUUAGAAACUAGACUUUACUAGUAAAGUUAUCAGCCCAGCAUGUCCUUUAGGUUAUCACCCAUUGAUAUAAAUAGAUUGGAUGCUUUGGGGCAAAUUUUCAGACAUUGGCACUUGAACUGCACCUAUAAAUUAUGUGGGUAUGUGCAAAUGCAUAUUGGCUUCUACAGUUACCAGUUCACAUAGUGCAAUGCUUAUGUUGCAGGUGCCUGUUUUUAAAACUGUAUCCAGCAUCUUUUGUGCAGCAUCAAAGGGCUUCCAGCCCUUUUCUGCUCCAAUUAUUUCAAAGAUUGGAUUAUAUAAAAAGACUUUGUCAACUUAAAACUGCAUAUUGGUAAACAGACAUUUCUGUACUCGUGUUGUUAGUGACACCGUAAGUUAUUUUAAAUGAAUGUAUUUUUUACAAUUCUAUUUUUCACUAUGCUGUUUGUUUACUUUUUGCACUUUUUCUAGUUUGGACACUGCAAACUAAGGCAAUCAGUUUCACUUUUUUGAAUAGCCAUUUUCACUUUCAUGUCCUGCUCUGUUGGGUUUAUUUGUUCAAAACCACCUGUUUCAGUUAAGAAUAAAAAUCAGGGAACCAUUUCUAUUAAUAGGCUCUAGUCUAGGACUUUGUAAAAGCUUGGCUCUAUAAAUCUAAAUUUCGAGCCAAAUAUAAAUUAGACGCUGACCCUUUACUCUACUUUUCCCCAUUCACCCCGCUCUCAAUGGUUCCGAUCAGGUCUCAGUCUUAGUGAAGUGUAUGUAAUAACACUUUUCCUUUUAUCUAGUAACCUCAGUAUUUGUGAAGAGCAUUAACUUCCAUUUGGCCUGUUCCUGUGACAGACUUGGAGAAUUUAAGUUUUGAGUUCAGUAAUUCUCUCUCAACAUUUAUUCAUUUAUUUGUUACAGUAGUUCCUGGGGCUGCUAUACUGAUAAAGUGCUUAUAGAUUUCUGAAGGAGGAUAACUCAGAUGGGACCACAGCCAGGGGAACCAUUUCUGUGCUGAUCCAACAUGCUGCUCCAAACCCACUAAAACAGUAUUACUGUUUCUCUCUGUUUCACUAACUGAUGGAUAGUACACCAGAUUCUGAUUUACCAAAUUGUUCCUGGGGAUAGCCCAGUGGAUUGUCAUAAGGAAUAAAAUUUGUGGGACACCUGCUCUAUAGCCAGGGAUCCCUUAUUUGCUUUGGAAGAGACAUGUUGCACUUUAGUGGAGGAGGAGAUUGGCUUUGGAUAUAGAGUCUGGCAUACUUGAGUUCCUUUUGGAAAAGCAGCAGCAGGAGACAUUGAUGUCUGUGGUGCAAGUGUGCACGCUGCCUUCAACUUGUAUGUGUUUUAUUGCUGGAGUCAUGUUACUGACAGGAUAAUGAAAUUGCAAAGAAAAUGUGUUAUAUUCAACUUUGCCUUGAUAAUUAUAAACACUUUUUGUUCAUUUUUUCUUCUUUUUUAUUCACAAACUAAAUUCAUCAAGAAAUUAUAAAAUUAUUUAAAAACUC